Chlorella variabilis is the source of this 1818-nucleotide messenger RNA. RefSeq lists its product as hypothetical. The record is from RefSeq and is a predicted model, not a curated record. The transcript has 6 exons. Lineage: Eukaryota; Viridiplantae; Chlorophyta; Trebouxiophyceae; Chlorellales; Chlorellaceae. Bases 1 to 1818 code for a protein of 605 amino acids.
AUGGACAACCAGCCAGGGCUGGAACAUCAUGGCAGCGAGGACUUUGCAGACGCACUGGAGCAGGCUGCCAGCACGCUGCAACAGGAGGACUUGACGCUGUUGGCCGGGUCUGGCGCGGAGGAGUUGACCAUCGACCACAUACACAACCUGUCGACCGCUCCCCAGCCGAUGCGCACCGCCAGCUACCACUCCUUCGAGACCCUCAGCUCAGACAUGGCCAGCUCGGGGUUGUACGGCGGCAGCAGCCAGGCCGGCGCGCUGCCUGCCGGCGGCGUGACGCACAUUGGCGACGUCAUCCCCAUCCAGCGCCCCUCCAGCUCCAACUCCUCGGUCAGCGGCACAGCCGAGGCGGCACGCCGCAUGCCUGACGACGAGGCGGACAGCGGCGUGUCGCCGCUGCCCAAGGUGCCGGGCCGCAAGACGCCGCCCCCCGCCGGGCAGCCCUCCCUGUCCGGCGCCUCGUCUCGCAGCGGCAGCAGGCCUGCCAGCGCUGGCGGCGCGGGGCCCAGCAGCGGCGUGGCCAGCAGCGGAGGCAGCAGGGGCAAGCUGCCACGAGUCGCGCUGCUGGCCAAGCCGCCGCCGAAGAAGGAGGAGCCUUCGUCGCCGCCGCGCGGCAGCCGCCCCUCCUCCGCGCGCAGCCCCUCCAGCGCCCGCCUCGGCGGCCGUGCCAGCGCCGGGCCCAGCCCCGCCAAGACCGGCAGCAUGGUGCAGCGCAGCACGGGGUCGGCCUCGGACGGCAGGACGGCGGCACGCAUCGCCUCCAUGUCGGCGGCACGCAGCACCUCCAUGUCUGGCACCAGGAUCCCUAGGCCGGCCGGCUUGGCCAGCCCGCCCCCCAAGGAGCCGCCCGGCCGCGGCAGCCCGCCGCAGAAAGCGCCGCCCGGCCCCGAGCGCAGCUUGGGCAGCCCGCCGCAGCGGGGGCCGUCCAGCCCGCAGCGCGGCGGCGGCGGCGGCAGCCCCAAGAAGGCUGUGACAGCCGGCAGCUCUCGUGCGGGGCUGUACAGCAGCAGCGCCGCUGCCGCCAGCCCUCCCGCCCGCAGCAGCAGCAGCAGCUAUGGGGCGGCGGCUCCGGCGCAGCGUGCGGCGGGGGUGCAGCGGGCGGGGUCGCGGGUUGGCGAGCGGCGCGCCGGCGGUGGCGCCGCCGCCCCAGCCAGCCCUUCUAAGAUGGACACCCGCAAGCAGCUGGAGGAUAUUAUGCGGGACCUGCAGGACAUCAAGAAGGACCUGGGGCUGCCGGUGGACGGCCCUGGGGGCGCAGCCGGCGCGGCAGAGUGCGCGGCAGCGGCAGAGGUGGCUGCCGCGGCGGCGCGCGAGGCUGCGGAAAAGGAGGCAGCAGCCGGCGCAGCUGCAGACGCGGCUGCUGAUGGCGCGGCAGACGUGGCGCAGGAGGGCAGCGGCGGCCAGGAGGCGGCCGGCGCCGACGCGGAGGCUGCUGCUGAGGGGGCAGCAGCCGCAACCGAGGCGGCUGAGUGUGGAGCUGCUGGCGGCUGUGGCGAGGAGGGCGCGGCAGGAGCGGCGGAGCCAGGGGCUGCAGCUGAGCAGGCAACAGCCAGCGAGGAGGUGGCCGCAGCUGCAGAGGAGGGGGCAGCUGGGGAGCCAGAGGAGCCAGGGGAAGCUGAGGAGGCUGGCAAGGAGUUGGAGGAUGGGGCGCCCGCCCUUGUUGUUGCCAUCCCAGAGGCGGCGGCGGACGAGGCGCUGCCCACCAGCACCGCGGCUGCACACAUCGAGGGGCCCAGCACACCAAACGCCAAGCUGGAGACUGAGGCGGCUGGCUCGGAUGCGGCGGCCAAGCAGUGCUGCGCGUGCGCGAUCCAGUGA